Molecule: messenger RNA, 1764 nt
Organism: Nematolebias whitei (Rio pearlfish)
Lineage: Eukaryota; Metazoa; Chordata; Actinopteri; Cyprinodontiformes; Rivulidae
Gene: cd9a
Product: CD9 molecule a
Cellular component (GO): membrane
Source: RefSeq, a predicted model, not a curated record
UUCUUCUUCUUUCUGCUGAUCAUAUUUGCUGUCGAGGUAGCAGCUGGAAUCUGGGGGUUUUCAAACCAAACGAAGGUGGUGGAUGACAUCAACAGUUUCUACCUCCAGACGUACAACAGAUAUAAGUCAGGAGAAGAGCGUCUUAAAGAGACCCUGCGUUUGAUUCAGACACAGUUGAACUGCUGUGGUCAACAUGGUAUGGUGGUAGAAACGGACAAAGACACUUGUCCUCAAGUAGAUCCUCCGGAGCAGAUACAUAUUAAGAGCUGUCCCGCGGCCAUUGACGAGAUGUUUGACUCCAAGUUACACAUUAUCGGAGGAGUGGGCAUCACCAUCGGAGUUGUUAUGGUAUUCGGGAUGAUCUUUAGCAUGCUUCUGUGCUGUGCCAUAAGGAAGUCCCGGGAGGUGGUGUGAUAUCCAUCUUAAGAUCUUGUAAAUUUGCAUGAUGUCAUUCCCAGAGUCACACGACUCUCCACUGCCAACAGAAACUGGUUUCAGGGGGUUAACCUAUGCUUGACUGGGUGCAGACAUUUCUGACUACGGAGGAUGUGAAGGUGACGUCAUGCUGCAUCUGUUGUGUUUAAAUGCUUUAUUGUACAGAUUUAGCUUGUACUACGGAGGGCUUUCGUUAUGCAAGAACCCUGGAGACUUUCAAGAUUAUAGUUUAAUGUACAAACUGUAGGACUUAAUGCAAAAAUCUGGUCUCUGUGUAGUUCUUCAUCAAAACAAUAAACUUAUUUGGCCACUGAAAAAUACUUUAUAUUAAUUUCCAGGAUCCUCGAUAAUGAGGUAGAGAUUUAUUACACCUAUUGAUCGUUCUCUAAUAUGAAGCUUUUGCUUCGUGGUUAGAUUUCAGAACACCAAUUUGUUUGUCGGCUUCUUUAGAUCCAAAACUUUUAAACUCACACAACAAGUGUGAACCCAAGCCCCAAAACGCAACCUGCAACGUACGGAAAUUUAAACAAAAGGCAUAUUUUAGUUAAGGAUUUAUUUUAUCUCAAUCGAUUCAUGUGCAAAAAAGUAAUUCUUAAUGAGUUUUUUUUAAGUUUAUUACCAUCUCCAUAUUGCACCUACCAAGGCUGACCUACUUUAAAACGAAGCCAAAGACAACCACAGAAAGUUGCGUGCAGCUUGGCAUCAUGUCCCUUCACGUUCUCUGUUCACCAUUAUGGCGCGUUGGUUUAGAUUGUGCUCACGUAGAUGUGAUGUGGUUACCGAGCCCAACUGUAAACCGGGUGUCAUCUGCUUCAGAGGCCAUGUUGACAAGAAGCGUGUUAUUUUGUGGUUAUUUGACUGAAAUUGGUAUUUGUGAGCUUCUGACUGUCUCUGUAAGAGCCCAUCAUUGUGUGUUGAUCACAUUUCAAUAAUAACCACUUUGGGUCUUGGUCUAUAUUUAUGGUUGACAGCCAAAAUAAAGACCUAAACCACCACUAUCACCAGUAUCAUGGUGGCGAGCAGCCAAAUAAACGCCAAGCUACAAACUACAAGGCGACUGUAGUUUACUCUGUGUUAGAGUAGCAUCUUGGUUCCCAGUUUCCUUCCCUUCUUCCCCAACUCUCUGUUUGCCCACGUUUGAAACGCCUUUCAUUUUAUUGUUCCACAUUUUGUACGUGUAUAUUAUUUUUUGUAAGUUUUCUAAUGUUUGGUGUUUAUAUGGAAUCUGCAGUUUAUGUAUUUUGUAAUGUACUAUUGGUCUGACAGAGUGGGUUGAUGUAUGCCCUAUGUGCAUAACGUUUCACACAUCCAGUUAAUGCGAGCCAAAUA